This is a messenger RNA of Sipha flava (yellow sugarcane aphid), 1563 nucleotides long. RefSeq lists its product as uncharacterized. The coding region runs from base 211 to 1260 and encodes 349 amino acids. The transcript has 2 exons. Gene Ontology annotation, molecular function: protein binding. The record is from RefSeq and is a predicted model, not a curated record. NCBI's taxonomy places the organism in Eukaryota, Metazoa, Arthropoda, Insecta, Hemiptera, Aphididae.
CAAUAUCUGUAAUUUUUCAUGAUUUAAGAUCUUAAAUCUUAAAUCUUAAAUCACGGGCUUUAUCUAAAUCUUAAAUCAUGACCUAACUAUGGUUAUGCCAUUAAAUUUUUAUUGAUUUUACUAAAAUCAAAUUUUCGAAUUAUUCUUAUAUUUUAAAUACUAUUUGAAAACAUUAUGUUGAGUUAUUUAAUUAUUAAUAUGUAUUAAACGAUGAAUGAUGCAAAAACAUUUGACCAAUUACCUGUUGAGGUAAUUUCUCAUAUUUUUCUAUUUUUGCAAUUUGGAGAAAAAAAAAUUGCAUCAACUGUUUGCUGGUCCUGGUACGAAGCUUCUAUUCACCCGAUGUUCUUAAAUAAUGAAGUUAUAUGUCUUAAAGAUAUGGAUAACCAAGAAAUUCAAGAAGCACUCAAAGUAUACACUAAGAGCUUACGUGCUUUUUUCACAUUUAAAAUAUGUGGUCUAGGGAUUUCAUUUCAAAAUAAUGAUGAAGAUGAUCCUGAAAUAUUAAUAAAUGAAAAUCAUUGGGUGAAGACAGUUUGGCCUUUAUUAGCAACAAAAGUAUUUUUUUUAGAAUUUUUUGAUACUGUUGAAUUUAUUGAUGACAUAUUACCAGCAUUACUAAAUGAAACUCAACACUUGAAAGCAUUAAAAAUUCAUAAUCUUCAGUAUAGUCCUAAAGAAGAGUUGCACAAAGUGAAAAGAUUACAGUUACUUGAAGAAUUAACAUUAGAUAAUUUGCAAACAGAUAACAUUGACAAUGAUAAACUAUUUGGAAUUAUACCAAAACAAUUACGUAAAAUUUGUUUGAAAUCCAUGUGGUGCAGUAAAUUUAUCAUUGAUGAUAUUAAUAAAGUAUUAAAUUAUUGUUCAUUUUAUCUUGAGACCCUUGAACUUAUUAAUAUAGAUGUAACACCUGAAUUGAUGCGAUCAAUAGCAAGUCUUGGUAUGAAGCUGAAGCGAUUUUGCUUAGUUAUAGCAGAUUCUAUGUACUAUGAUCAUGAACCACAAAUUAUAUGGCCACUUUUUAAAACUCAAUGGCCAUUAAUUGAUUUAACUUUACGUGCUGAUUGCUUAACUAAUGAACAUUUAUAUAUUAUAACUAAUACAUUCAAAAAUUUAGAGAAAUUAUCGGUGUCCAGUGAUUCUGCUACUUGUAAUGUAACUAAAGAUGGAAUAGAUUCAUUUGUUACUUUAAAAAAAUUAAAAACUCUCUACGUAGGAUUUGGGAGGGAGUACAGUGCUUAUGGAGCAUUUUAUUAGCAGUAUAAUCCCCAAAUGCUUGGUUUUUUAAUUUUUGGUAUUAUGACCACAAUUUGAUGAAAUACAUUUUUUUUUAAAAAGCUUUUAUCAACUGCUGAAAAACAAUUUACUUGUUAUUAUCAGUGCAUAAGGUUGUGUGUUAUAAUACCAUAUAAAACAUAUAUAUUUAACAUCAAUACAUAAAACAAUUAAUAUGAAUAUUAUUAUUUCUAGACAUAAAUACCACAUAAGUACUUGUAUUAAAAAUUGAUUAAUUAUACAACUAAUUAAAUGUAAUUGAUAAAUAAUAAAAUCAAGAUAUAA